AUGUCUAAUACAUUUACUCUAACGGGUUACACUAGCAAACUGUCUGCUAAUUUUUAUCCACCAAUCGAGUUGGAUAUAAGUGCGGAAUACGGUCUGGGGUUGAUUGGCUUUUAUUCAUACAACACCAUAUACAACAUUGAUGAUCAACAUAAUAAAAUAUCUCUUACUAACGAGGGUGACGAGAGUAAUGUGGUAACCCUUCCUGAAGGUGUUUAUGAAAUCGAAGAUAUCCAUAACUACAUACAACAUGAAAUAAUAUCAAUGAAUGAUACAUAUAAAGAGAGAUAUGAAUACAAAGUUGAUGAAAUGUUCUCUUUGAAAGCCAACACUAAUACUUUGAAGUGUGAACUCCAUUCUGUAUUCGAUAUUGCUCUGUCCAAUUCCAUGGCAACUUUGCUUGGAUUUAAGAACAAAAUAUUUCCCAGAAACAAUACCUACACAUCGAAUUUACCUGUAAACAUAACCCCCAUCAGGAUAAUAGGAGUCGACUGUGGACUAAUAUCAGGAGCUUACUGCAAUGGCCAUGAAAUGCAUACCUUGUAUGAGUUUGAUAUAGACGUUGAACCGGGAUUUAAAUUAACAACGGAGCCUCAGAAUGUAAUAUUUAUGAGCGUUAAACCGCGAGGACGCCAGUUUAUUGAUAACAGCACACUGGAAAUUUUGGAUGACGUCGGGAAGUUGGCCAAUUUCCGUGGUGAAAAAAUUAUAAUCAAAUUAGAACUGCGUCGCCUGUCUAGUGCCAGCUGGAGACGAUGGGAUUUCUAUAUAACCUAG
Molecule: messenger RNA, 774 nt
Organism: Acanthoscelides obtectus
Lineage: Eukaryota; Metazoa; Arthropoda; Insecta; Coleoptera; Chrysomelidae
Source: the annotation of a GenBank genome assembly